Messenger RNA from Amblyraja radiata (thorny skate), 4331 nucleotides. Its product is annotated as arf-GAP with coiled-coil, ANK repeat and PH domain-containing protein 2. The transcript is spliced from 25 exons. NCBI's taxonomy places the organism in Eukaryota, Metazoa, Chordata, Chondrichthyes, Rajiformes, Rajidae. The record is from RefSeq and is a predicted model, not a curated record. Gene Ontology annotation, cellular component: cytoplasm. The coding region runs from base 116 to 2497 and encodes 793 amino acids. Gene Ontology annotation, molecular function: protein binding; GTPase activator activity.
GGCAGGGUUGGUUGCGCUGGAAGGGACGGGGCAUCGGACCCGCGCACACACACACACGCCCCGCAAACUCGGACCCGCUCACACGCCCAGGCCCUGAUCCCCCCGCCCGCCUGCCAUGAAGCUGAUGGUGGAUUUCGAGGAGUGUCUGAAGGACUCGCCGCGCUUCAGAGCUGCAAUAGAGGAAGUUGAAGGAGAUUUUGCUGAAUUGGAGUUAAAACUUGAAAAGGUUGUCAAGUUGUGCAUUGGGAUGAUCGAUGCUGGAAAGAACUUCUGUAAUGCCAACAAACAGUUUGUCAAUGGAAUUCGUGAGCUGGCCCAACACUCCACCAAGGACGAAGUCAUUGAGAACAGUCUAAUGAGGUUUUCGGAUAGCCUUCUGGAGAUGGUUAAUUUUCACACAAUUCUGUUUGACCAAGUCCAAAGAUCCAUCAAGUUGCAGCUUCAGUCAUUUGUGAAAGAUGAUCUCAGAAAAUUUAAAGAAGCGAAGAAACAGUUUGACAAGGUCAGUGAAGAGAAGGAGAAUGCACUGGUGAAAAAUGCUCAGAUUCAAAGAAAUAAGCAGCAUGAGGUGGAGGAGGCGACCAACAUUCUGACAGCCACACGGAAAUGCUUCCGGCACAUCGCGCUGGACUAUGUGCUGCAGAUUAAUGUCCUUCAGUCAAAGAGGCGAUCGGAGAUUUUAAAAUCGAUGUUGUCGUUCAUGUAUGCCCAUCUUGCGUUCUUUCACCAAGGAUAUGACCUCUUCAUGGAACUGGAGCCUUACAUGAAGGACUUGGGAGCACAGCUGGAUAAAUUAGCCGUGGAUGCAGCUAAAGAGAAGAGAGACAUGGAACAUAAACACUCCACUAUUCAACAAAAGGCUGCCCUUCAGGAUUUCUCCAGCGAUGAUCCCAAGAUGGAAUUUAAUACGGAUGCUGCCAAUGGCAUUGUCAUGGAAGGAUAUUUAUAUAAACGAGCCAGUAAUGCCUUCAAAACAUGGAACCGGAAAAAGACCCCCCACACCAGGCGCUGGUUUUCAAUUCAGAACAACCAGCUUGUUUACCAAAAGAAGUUCAGGGAUAACCUGACUGUAGUAGUUGAUGAUUUACGACUUUGUACAGUCAAGCCAUGUGAGGAUAUUGAGAGACGUUUCUGCUUUGAAGUCGUCUCACCUACAAAGAGCUGUAUGUUGCAAGCAGAUUCUGAAAAAAUCCGGCAAGUUUGGAUCAAAGCUGUUCAAGCCAGUAUAGCGACAGCAUACAAGGAGAAGGGAGAGGAAAGCCAUGCAGAUAAGUUGGACAGAAGGUCGUCCCCAUCGACCAGCAGUCUGGACUCGGGGAGUGAAUUGAAGGAGCGCCCAGUGAAAGGCGAAAGUGUACUUCAGCGCGUCGAGUGUAUCGCUGGCAACAGCAAUUGCUGCGACUGUGGCCAGUCGGACCCUCGCUGGGCUAGCAUCAAUCUGGGAAUCACCCUGUGCAUCGAAUGUUCAGGCAUUCACAGAAGUCUGGGUGUCCAUUUUUCCAAGGUGCGUUCCCUGACUCUGGAUUCGUGGGAACCUGAGCUCAUAAAACUUAUGUGUGCAUUAGGAAAUAACGUUAUCAACAGAAUCUAUGAGGCACAGGUGGAUGCGAUAUACUUCAAGAAACCAAAUCCAGGAGACCCGAGGCCUGAGAAGGAAAGUUGGAUCAAAGCUAAGUAUGUUGAAAAGAAGUUUAUUCAGAAAGCUCAUACUUUAACUUCAUCAAAAAGAAGACAGAAUGUGCGGACCAGUCAACAGGAGGAUACCUGUGAAAAAUCCUCCAACCUUCUUUCUGUUCCAGGGAACACUUCAGGGGUAAAAAAUUCAGACAAUGGAGUUCUGAAUAACUCUGAUGGGAACAAAGAUGUGGUGGUGCCUUUGACCUCCAAUAACAAUGUACCAGCGAAAGCUUCGGAACAGUUUCUGGGAGAAGGAGUGGGAAAGGAUUUGUGCGCUUCGCAAGAAGUGAAAGCGAUGCCUAUAGGAUUACAGCUAUACACCGCUGCUCACCGUCGAAGCCUGCCUGACAUGGCAGAGGCAUUGGCCUGUGGUGCUGAUGUGAACUGGGCUCAUCCUGACGACAACAAGGCCACUCCUCUCAUUCAGGCUGUGCUGGGGGGUUCUUUGGUUGCCUGUGAGUUUCUGCUGCAGAAUGGAGCGGAUGUAAACCGCAGGGACAGCCACGGCAGAGGCCCACUGCAUCAUGCGACCAUCUUGGGCCACACCGGACAAGUGUGUUUAUUUCUGAAACGAGGAGCUGAUCAAGAUGCACGGGACGGAGACCAGAAAGACCCACUCAGCAUCGCUGUGGAAGCUGCCAAUGCAGACAUCGUCACACUGUUGCGCCUGGCCAAGAUGAAUGAUGAGAUGCGAGAAUCUGAAGGCAUCGGGCAGUCAGGUGAUGCAACCUACCAGGAUAUUUUCAGAGACUUUUCCCAUAUGGCCUCUCACAACCCCGAAAGAUUAAACCGUUUCCAGCGGAGAUCAGAGGCUGAUUAACCUUUUACUGCAUUUCUUGAGAGAACUGCAGUCAUUCUUUUGAUGCAAUCGUAUGGAAGCAUAUUUAUCAAUACAAUAUAUAUAUAUAUACACACCAAAAAUGAAUGUUAACAUUUUAAAGAGCUGUAAAUGAAGGAACCUUGGCCUAUAUAUUUCCACACAGCUAGUUUUAUUCGGAUGAUGCUGUCUAUGCAAACAUGCCACCUAUGUGCUGUUGAUUUUGUCAAACUUGAGUUAAAGUUAAUAAUCUUUUGUGAUGUUCCACCACUGGGAAACGUGCAAAUGGAAUGGAAGUUCAAGUGAACUGAAGUCUUGUAUGUGAAAAAAAUGUUCGGACAAAAAUAUUUCCAAAAGUAUACGUCCAUCAUUCACCAUCCAUGAAGCGGAGUGGUGAGAAAAUCAUGACCGCAGCAAGAGCACUUCCAUCCCCAUGUCUUUUAAAAGCACUGUGGGUGCUGCAGUGGUGGAGCUGUGAUGCUGCAGUGGUGGGUGUUGCAGCGGUGGAGCCGUGGGUGCUGCAGUGGUGGAGCUGCGAUGCUGCAGUGGUGGAGUUGCGAUGCUGCAGUGGUGGAGCUGUGGUGCUGCAGUGGUGGAGCUGUGGUGCAGUGAGACAAUGUGCCCAGGGAACAUAUUACAUUUGUUUCCUCUUACAAAAUAGAAAAUGCUUUUAAUCUACAAUUUCAACAAAUAUUUUAUCAUACUUGUUAUACUUUGUAUAUUCUUUCCACCUACGAAAUGUUGGGUUUUUAUAUCUUUGAACUGCAUUACCUAUAACCCACACUUGGUGCAAUAUAUCGAGACUUUCAGGUCAACCCUCUACAUACCCUGCAACAUUAUUUUACAUCCCAACAUGAAAUCCAGUUGGUGAGAUAAAUUAAAGUAGGAAAUUAAAUGAGGAGAUUAGAAUUAAUUUAUACAUUUAGCAUUAUAUCAUCAUCAUCAUCAUCAUCACACUAUCCUAUUUUACAUUUCGUGUUAUUCAAAUACAAAUGGAAAGCAAGUCAGUUGUCUAAGUUGGAACACGAUCUGUACCACCACUGACAAGAUGAAGCAAAUGUUACUGACUUCUUUGCCAGUGUUCAGAACAUCUUCAGUACAUGGGCAUUCAAAUUCAAAUAAAUCUAUAUUCUUAACAGAUUUUAUUUACCAACACUUAAAUUAGAUGGUGGCAACUUUAAAAAUUAACAUUGCAUCAAAGAUCAACCAGGUUAAUUCCAUAUCCUUAAGCAACAAAAAACAAAUCAAAGUUACAGAUUUUUGAAAUGUCAACAGCAUUUAUGCUGCGUUACAUUUUUAAACCUUAUAUGUCCAAUGUAUUUUGCUCUUGAACUUGUGUAAAUAUAUACCAAUAUAUGUUCUGUGCCCAGGGAUUGAUAAAAUACUUUUUCUGUUUUGCUUUAGCUGUGGGUUUUGAGUUAGUACAUUUGUACAAAAGAGUUUAAAUAUAUCAGUAAAAGGUUAAUGAGAAUGUAAUGACAACUUAUGAAGUAUACCAUAAGCUCCAAAGCAGUUGAGCAGUUAUAGUCUUAUAUUUCAGUUUCAAAUGUGAUUUGUCCUUUGAGAGGCUGAAGCAUCGGCAAUUUUAGACCAUUAAUCAGCACUGUACGUACUUGAUGGAUCCAUUUGCCUCCACACAAACAAAUAUACCCCCAGAAGUUUGAAAAUGUAUUCAAUCUAUUUAUCAUCCUUAUGUAAUUGCAUAUAUUGUAUAAACCUUUCUGUAUGGAAUAUUUUAUUCACAUUAUAGAACUGUUGUAUAAAAGUUCCCUGGAAACUUGUAUGAGUUUACAUUCCAUGAACAAAAAUUAAAUAUGCAUUUGGUUUUCAAAACUGC